Messenger RNA from Pelmatolapia mariae (spotted tilapia), 3273 nucleotides. It is a transcript of the gene sil1, whose product is annotated as SIL1 nucleotide exchange factor. The transcript has 12 exons. Bases 16 to 1509 code for a protein of 497 amino acids. Lineage: Eukaryota; Metazoa; Chordata; Actinopteri; Cichliformes; Cichlidae. The record is from RefSeq and is a predicted model, not a curated record.
AGCAGAAGCUUUCGGAUGUCUGCGGGAAGCCGGGAACUGUCAGUGCUGGGCUCAGAACAGGUGAAGGCAAUAGCAUCGCUUCAGUUUCACUGCUGCUUUCGUGUCGCUGGGACUGUCACCAUGAAGCUGAUACCCUUUCAUGUCGGGGGAACCUCCUUCAUCCUGGCCGUCCUCUUGGUGCUGCAUUACUGUCACAUAGCCAGCAUUCUUGGCCACAAGUCUGGAGGAGAUUUAAUCGUGGUGGAAAACACAGAACAUGAGACUGUAAACGGUGAAGAGGAAGAUGUGGCAGUAGAUGAUGUGGAAGAUGAUGAAGGAGAUUUAGACGUUGUCCAGCCCAGUGAGCAGUGGCAGACACUUAAACCAGGUCAGGCAGUGCCACAAGGUUCUCAUGUGAGGCUGAAUCUGCAAACAGGUGAGAGGGAGGUCAGACUGGGAGAAGAGCAGCUGAAAUAUUGGACAGAGGAGCACAGGGAGGAAGAAGAGCUCCGGUCUUCCUUUAAUCCCGAUGAGCUGAAACGAGCCAUGAAGAAGAUAAAAGAGGACUGGAAGCUUGCAAGCAAGGACACAGAGCAGAAGGACUCUGUGGCUUCUAAGUUUCGCACAAUGGAGGAGUUGAAGAAAGACAUGGCUCAGCUGGACCUGCUGCUGGAGACGGAUGUUCAGAUAAUGAGGCGUCUGCUGGAGCAGUUCAACAGCAGCAACUCAACUACCGAACAAAGACUGAGCAUCCUGACGGAGCUCGAAUAUCUGGUGCAUCAGGUGGAUAAUGCUCAGACUCUGUGCUCCAUGGGGGGCCUCCAGUUCAUUUUAGAAGGUCUGAACAGCUCUGACUUCAGAUUACAGGAAAGCUCUGCUUUUGUCCUGGGCUCUGCAUUAGCCAGUAAUCCAGCAGUUCAAGUUGAAGCCGUGGAGAAUGGCGCUCUGCAGACACUGUUAACCACGCUGGCCACUGCUCAGCAAGUCAGAGUCAAAAAAAAGGUUCUAUUUGCAGUGGCUUCCCUCUUGCGUCACUUCCCCUAUGCACAGCGUCACUUCCUGACACAUGGGGGUCUGCAGGUCCUGUCAGAGCUGUUCAGGACUGACAACAGUGGAAUUCUGCGUACACGCAUCGUCACCAUGUUAUAUGAUAUGAUUACUGAGAAGGAGCUGAUUUUCCAGGGAGGUCUGGACCCAGUACUGGACGCGUCUCAUGAUGAGCGGCGGCGUCAGUACUCUAAAGUGUCUUUGCAGGAGGAGCUGUUGGAGAAGGGCUGGUGCACUCUGGUCCCACAGCUCCUGGAGUCUUCAGAGAAUGACUACAGAGAGAAGGCUCUCCAGGCUUUGUUGGCAAUGGCUCCAGUGUGUUUGGAUCAGUACCGCUCAGAUGGCUCUCUGCAGGCUUCUCUUCACUCUCUGAAGCAAGAGUACCAGGAAAUGAUCCAGUCAGAAAUAAUUCUAGGAGAAGAGAACAGCUACUUUGAGGAGAUUGUAGAACUCAUAGAUGCACUGCAAUUCGAAAUGAAAUGAUCAGAGGACAGCACUUUGACAUUUCAUGUGAACACGGCAUUCAUUGAGGAGCUGGCACUUUUACUCUGUUGGGGUGAGACAGUCAAUCGCAGAGCAGUGGACAAAGAGCACCACAAGGAACACAAUUUUGAGGACAUAACGAGUGAACUGGCCCUGAGGAAGACAGAUCUGCGAUUAGUCAGCAUGAACACAACCAACAAAUACUUCAUGUGUUGCCUAAAAAUGUUCUCCACACUUCUGAAGCUGUUCGUAUGGCCUCUCUGAGAGGUCACAUCGAGAAUGUUUUUGUGGACGAUUUUACCAUCAAUAACGUUGCUUUUCUUCUAAUCACUGUGGUGAAUGGGUAGGGUGGUGUAGUCCAGGUAUGUGUUCCAGAUGCUAUAGAUGAUGUGCACAUACUGACUGCACCCACACCGCUAAUCCCAAAGAACAGUGAUCCGUGUUGCUGUAUGAAUUCUCUUCUGGUUGCCGUCACAAGUGAAUGUGUAACAGUAGGAAUUGAUUCACAGUGACGGUGGCAUGGUGAUGGCCAUGUAGUCCCGCUGCACGUUUGAUAGGAAGCAAGAGUUGGGUCAUGUGCUUUGAAGCAUCUUCACUUUGCCACAAUGUAACUGGCUUCACUUACUCUAACAUUAGACAUCAGGUUAGGUUAAGUGCGCGUGUUAUGGGUGUUAUUAAGUCAGAGUUUCAUGCAGAAGGCAGCGUUGGCAACGUCUGACUGAUCACAGACCCUGGAUAUGUUUACUGGCAGCAGAGCGACGCAUUUUAUGAAGACCGUCAAGAAACGCAACAGCUGCAGCCACAGCUGAAGUAUCUGAAUGUGGAAUAGAGUGCUAUACAUUACAGUAUUAAACAACAGUGUAUGAUUGCAUGUUUAAGGUUAACCCUUAAGUUGCUGUGCUUAGCCCCAGAUCCCCUUCUGUAUGCCUCAUGAAAACCAGCUCUUUGAGUUUUCUUUGGAAACGUGAGGGGACUGAUAAGUAUGUAAAGUUGAAAAUGAAAUUGUAAAAAUUUAUUUUCAAAAUAGGUUUUUGUGUUACUUGAGUACAUGCUAAAGUGAAAAUGCGUUAGUCCAAAUUCCAUUUUCAAACAGACUUUGUGACUACAUGGGAAUGUAAAAACUGUUUGACAUUUAAUUUUAAAGUCAUGCCACUCUGUACGGUGGACAGUGUAAAUGAUACUGUAACACGAACGAGUGUUGUUGGUGACAGACACCUGGCAAAGCAUUGUCUGCUUUGCCAGGUGUAGCAGUCCACUUCCAGCUCCUCUCUCUCCUCUAGGUCCCGAUCUGAACCCACUGCACCACCCUUUCCCUGCAGCAGAGCCACAGACCACACCCCACCACAAUUACUGUUUAUGUAACUUAGGCAACCUGACUUUCCAUGUUCAAAACCAAUAUUCACAUCCAAUGGAAACACGAUUUUCAUCAGUUUUAAAAUAAAAAAACAGGAUUGUAUUUGAAAUUUUAUUUUCUAAGACUAAUAUGUUCUGCUCUAUAGGUUACAGGAAAUUUAAGCGUUAUAGUCUGGUAAUACUGCAACUAACAAGAAUGUGCUGCAAGUUGCAGUCAGAUUUGGAUAGAUUUAGCUCUUUUGGGGGUGUGGUUGAUUUUGUAGUAAUAUUUUCACUCUGGACUGAUAACUUCAAAAUAUUCAUGUGCUUAUUUAUUUGAAAAGGAUGGUGUUCUGUUGAUGUAUGUUCAAGAAAAUAACUUAUAACCCCACAAUUUAAAAAAAAAAAAAAAAAAAAAAAAAAGUGUUUCCA